UCCACUUUAAUUAGUCCUAUAAACACGAAACUUCAUCACCUUGGAAUUUUGCAAAGGCAUGUUUCGGAACAACAUUCUUCCCAUCAUUUCAGCCUGUUCUGUAGGAAUAGGUGCGUACCUCGGAGCAAAAUAUGAACGGAUGAAAAACCAACCAGAACGAACGAAUCUCGACAUAAAAGACUUAUUUCCGUCGAUCUUUGAGGCUGUCCAUGCAUCUUCAUCUCUGACUCAAUUUGGUGCUCCGGUUGGUUCGCCUCAAAGUUCAAACGCCUCGACGAUCAUGAAAUAUGGGUUUCCAUCCCUUGACAACGUAAGAACAUUCAAUGACUUCGUUCUAGCCUACGACCGACGAAACCGAAACGCUCAUUGGGUGUUUGAACAUUUGUCACCGGAAAAACUUCCUUCAAGCAAACAUGCAGAUCGCGGCAAAUCAAAUUUCUUCGAAGAUAAAGUGAUACAUGAGAAAUUCAGAAGCUACCGUGAUGACUAUAAACGCAGCGGGUACGAUCGGGGUCACCUUGCCGCUGCGGGCAAUCACCGACACAGCCAACAGGCUAUGGACGAAACUUUCACCCUCAGCAACAUUUCUCCUCAAGUUGGUGAGGGCUUCAACCGCGGAAUUUGGAAUAACUUGGAGAAGUACGUUCGCAGCAUCGCACGGAAAAAUCGCAACACCUAUGUCUGCACGGGUCCACUGUAUCUACCAAGACGAGAAUCUGACGGCAAGAUGUAUGUGAAAUACGAAGUCAUAGGCCAGAAUAACGUCGCCGUACCAACACAUUUCUUCAAAGUUGUUGCUAUAGAAACGAACGCUGGUGAUUUCGAGAUUCUAUCUUAUGUGUUGCCAAAUCAGCCUUUGAAAGACGAUACAUCGUUUAAAACAUUUUUGACGCCGCUAGAUUCUGUGGAAAGAGCUGCCGGACUUUUAAUGUUUGAUAAAUUGCCUGUAAAUAGAGUGAAACUUAUAAACCAUCAACGUCCAAGAUAAUACAGUGCUUAUGGUAAUACAUUUGUUUGAAGAAAA
Molecule: messenger RNA, 1024 nt
Organism: Mya arenaria
Lineage: Eukaryota; Metazoa; Mollusca; Bivalvia; Myida; Myidae
Product: endonuclease G, mitochondrial-like
Exons: 3
Coding region: 59-988 (309 amino acids)
Biological process (GO): apoptotic DNA fragmentation
Cellular component (GO): mitochondrial inner membrane; nucleus
Molecular function (GO): single-stranded DNA endonuclease activity; metal ion binding; nucleic acid binding
Source: RefSeq, a predicted model, not a curated record